Cuscuta epithymum is the source of this 2097-nucleotide messenger RNA. Lineage: Eukaryota; Viridiplantae; Streptophyta; Magnoliopsida; Solanales; Convolvulaceae. The record is from the annotation of a GenBank genome assembly.
CUCAUGCCACAUUUGCUCUAAGGUUUUGUCCGGCCUUCACCAAGAUAAGUCCUUAUUUCUCUGGUAAAUUUCCUUGCAGAGCUGGGUUUCGCACAAAGAGACCGUCUGACAUGGAAACCAUAGCCCUCUCGUACCUCCCGCCUUCCCCCGCCAUAAGAGACCGUUUCGCUACUAAGACCUCCAACUCUGCACCGCGCAAUUGUUCUGUAAAAUGCUCCACGCAUCCAUCAUUCGCCGGCCAAUCCUUACAGUUCAAAGAAGCUGCACGAAAUGGGAAUUUGAUUCCACUCUACAGGUCAAUAUUUUCCGAUCACCUGACACCUGUGCUGGCAUACAGGUGUUUGGUGAAGGAAGAUGACAGGGAAGCUCCAAGCUUCUUGUUCGAGUCUGUCGAAAGGGGGAAAGUUACAAGUAUUGGGCGGUACAGUGUUAUUGGUGCUCAACCUACUAUGGAGAUUGUUGCAAGAGAAAACCUUGUGACAGUUAUGGACCACCAUGUGGGGAAAAAGACAGAGACAUUCGAGGAGGAUCCUAUGGUCAUUCCUAGGAGGAUUAUGGAGAAGUGGAAACCACAAUGUCUUGAUGAGCUUCCUGAGGCAUUUACUGGUGGUUGGGUUGGCUACUUCUCCUAUGAUACAGUGCGUUUUGUUGAGAAGAAGAAAUUGCCUUUCUCAAAUGGACCAUUAAAUGACCGGUUCCUUCCCGAUCUUCACAUUGGCCUCUAUGAUGAUGUUGUUGUAUUUGAUCAUGUAGAAAAGAAAGCGUGUGUCAUACACUGGGUGCAAUUAGAUCGCUUUGCUUCAGUUGAUGAAGCAUUUAAUGAUGGCAUGAGCCGUUUAGAAGCUUUGUUGUCGAGAGUGCUCAACAUAGUACCUCCUAGAUUAGCUCCAGGAUCAAUAAAAUUACGUACAAACCUGUUUGGUUCAGCGCUGAAAAUGUCAACCAUGACUAGUGAAGAUUACCAGGAAGCUGUUUUGAAAGCUAAAGAGCACAUCCUGGCGGGGGAUAUUUUCCAGAUAGUUCUCAGUCAAAGGUUUGAAAGGAGAACGUUUGCAGAUCCAUUUGAGAUAUAUAGGGCAUUGAGAGUUGUUAAUCCAAGUCCAUACAUGAGUUAUUUACAGGCUAGGGGGUGUAUACUUGUUGCUUCAAGUCCUGAGAUUCUUACUAGAGUCAAGAAGGGAAAAAUCACCAAUCGGCCACUAGCAGGGACAAUCAGGAGAGGGAAGACACCUAAAGAAGACUACAUGCUGGAAAAUCAACUUCUGCAUGAUAAAAAACAGUGUGCAGAGCACACCAUGCUGGUUGACUUGGGAAGGAAUGACGUGGGAAAGGUUUCUAAAUUUGGGACAGUUGAAGUUGAGAAACUCAUGAACAUCGAACGAUAUUCCCAUGUUAUGCACAUCAGUUCCACGGUCACUGGAGAGCUUCUCGACCGCUUAAGUAGUUGGGAUGCUUUGCGUGCAGCAUUGCCUGUUGGAACAGUUAGUGGAGCCCCAAAGGUAAAGGCCAUGGAACUGAUAGAUGAGCUUGAAGUGACGAGGCGUGGGCCAUACGGUGGUGGAUUCGGAGGGAUUUCUUUUUCAGGUGAUAUGGAUAUAGCCCUUGCUUUGAGAACAAUCGUUUUUCCAACGGGAAUGCAACAGGACCACAUGUACUCCUACAAUGAUGUAAACCGACGGAGAGAGUGGGUCGCUCAUAUUCAAGCUGGAGCAGGCAUAGUUGCUGAUAGCGAUCCCGGGGAUGAGCAGAGAGAGUGCGAAAAUAAGGCUGCAGCCCUUGCCCGUGCUAUCGAACUAGCUGAGUCAUCCUUUAUCGAGUAAAUGUUUGUUUCUGCUACAUCAAUCCUAUCACGUGCACCAAAGAAUGUUUGUUGACGCGAUCAUAUUUCACAAAUGAAUAGUUAGACCUAGAUUUUUUCUGAACACAUUUUCACAUUCAGACCACACUGUAUUAUUUAUGAACUUCGCAGCACAUAUACAUUCUUAUAACGCAACAUUUUAAUAAUACUAAUAAUGUAACACAUAGCAUCACUAUACAAAUUAAGGACCGGUUCUUGGGACUUAAGUUUAUUGGUCGGGAUUCGGGAAGGAACUGACU